UUGAUUUGCACGGUCUCUCUGGGGCCAGUGACCAAAAACGUGACAAAGAUGGUGAAUGUGUUUGCUUUACCAAAGCUCAUCUUGCAGAUUGGCAGUUCAGAAGCUGUCGUCAAUCAAACAGUGAACAUUACAUGUAGCGCCGAUGGCAGUGCUUCCCCUGGUUUUAAAAUGCAGAUCGUGGACGCUGCCAAAACCUUAGCAUCCGGCAACAUAAAUGAACAUUUCCUACAGUAUGCAAUGAUCGCUCAGCAAGAGGAUAACAAGAGGGAAUUCAUCUGCCAAGUCAUCCUGAUCAUUGAUGGGCAAGCCAAGGAAAGAAACAUAUCUCAAAAUCUCACCGUUUUCUAUGCUCCCAAAAUGGAUGAUUCCAGCUGUCCCCAGACGUGGACUUGGAAGAAGGGAAGUACGACAACACUUACCUGCUCAGCCUUGGGAAACCCCACACCGACUGUUCAGUGCUGGAAAGAUGGGAGACUUUAUAACAUCGGGGAACCACAGCUGAUCCAGAUAGAGCAUGGUGGCAUUUAUCACUGCAAUGCUACCAACCAAUAUGGCUUUGAUGUUAGAGAUGUGACUAUACACGUUGAGUCUUACCAGCCAUACAUCAUUGCAAUAAUCUGUGCAAUCAUGGGAAUAGCUGUAGUUGUGUUUUUGAUCUACUUGAAAAGGAAGAUUUACAACAAUAAGAAAGUAAGAAAAUACCAUCUCUCGAAACGGCACCAGUUACGAGCAGCAAGAAAGUCAGAGUUACUACAAUUGUCUGAAUUUCACAACCAAUAACUAAAUGAAUGCUGGUUGUUACAAACUGUAGAGAAAUGACAACCAUGCCAGCAGGAGUGUAGCUACAGCGGUGAUCACCAGUAAUGGGUUCACAUUUUUUUAUUACUGGUUCUGUGGGCGUGACUUGGUGGGUAUGGCAGAGGAAGGAUACUGUAAAAUCUCCAGUCAGAGGUGGGAUUUGCCGGUUCUCCAAACUACUCAAAAUUUCCGCUACUGGUUCUCCAGAACUGGUCAGAACCUGCUGUAUAUCACUCUGGGGAUCACCAUUUGAUUUAACAUUGAGGAAAAAACCACAGAAAAGUGUUCCUCAGCUCCCAAUGCCUUCUGGAGAGAUCUUUGUUUUGACUUUGGCUUUGGGACUUUCAUAUAGUGACUGGUGUCAUGCAUUACAAGGGCAUUGCAUUCCUGUGUUUUCUUAAGAUCUCCCCCUACCAAGAUGUCUUCCAACCUCACUAUUCCGGGCUAUGGCCUAUAUUCAGCCGUUCCGUGGAAAAGAGAACCAGGAAACCAGGAAGAAAACACCAGCAGCAGCCUAAACAGUUCCCAUAGCAAUAGAUCAGGGGUCCCCAAACUUGGCAACUUUAAGACUUGUGGACUUCAACUCCCAGAAUUCCUCAGCCAGCUAUGCUAUUAAAGU
Notechis scutatus (mainland tiger snake) is the source of this 1417-nucleotide messenger RNA. Lineage: Eukaryota; Metazoa; Chordata; Lepidosauria; Squamata; Elapidae. The record is from RefSeq and is a predicted model, not a curated record.